Molecule: messenger RNA, 6332 nt
Organism: Antechinus flavipes (yellow-footed antechinus)
Lineage: Eukaryota; Metazoa; Chordata; Mammalia; Dasyuromorphia; Dasyuridae
Gene: CD96
Product: CD96 molecule
Exons: 18
Coding region: 386-2086 (566 amino acids)
Biological process (GO): inflammatory response; cell-matrix adhesion
Source: RefSeq, a predicted model, not a curated record
AGAGAGAGAGAGAGAGAGAGCGAAAGAGGUGAUACUAAUAAAGAGAUUGAAACUUUCCUUGCGUGUCGUGAUUGACUAUUCUGCUGAAGUAAUCUGGAGAUGUCUGAAGGGUCAUAGUGGCGCCUAGGAAAUAAUGGUCUCCUGGGAUGGAUCUUGGCAGCUAUCCAAACACAAAAAGAAAUUGAGAGCUAAUGGUCUUUCUGCUUGAAGGUAUGGAGCACAGUCGAGGUUCAUCUAACAGAAUGAAAAUCACUGACUUUAGCAUGCAGGAGAAAAUGACAGAUCUGAAACUGAAAUCAGUGAAUUUGGGACCUUGAAUGAGAAAGAAAAUAUUUCUUUCUUUUCACUAAUCUUUAUCUGAAAUUAAAAUAACCAAUUCACACUUAUGAUCAUAAUGGAACUGCUGAUGCGGGCUGUUUCAAAAACUUUGGAGAAGAAAUGGACAUAUGGAGUUAUCUACUCAUUCAUGCAAAUACAUCUUAUCUGGGGUCUUCUAAAAGGAAGAUUUGAUGAAAGAAACGUCAUCUAUGCUACUCCUGGCAUGGAUGUGAACUUGACAUGUCAGCUUGAAAAGAAAAGCUUGUUGGUGCAAACACAAUGGUCCAAAAUCACCAAUAAUACAGAAAUAAUAGGUCUCUAUCACCCUUCGUAUGGUUAUAACUGUGGUGCUGGAACCUCCUGUGAAUCCUUAGUCUCCUUCACUGCAUUGUCACCAAAUGUUUCAGAAUGGACUUUGUACUUGAGAAAUGUGUCUUCUGCAUCGAGUGGGAAAUACGAAUGUAGCUUUACUUUGUUUCCAGAGGGCACUUUGACAAAGAUCCAGAAUCUCCUUGUACAGAAUGAAGUUGCACAAGAUGAGAAGGGUGGCAACUAUACAGUAGAAGCAUUAUUCAACCACAUACUGAAAAUUCCAUGUUUUCAAAACAUAUCCUCAGUCAUUUCAUCUGGGAUUACUGUUGCCUGGCUGAUGGAGAAAAAUGGAAAGCAAGAAACUCUUAUCCAAAACAGCACCUUUAUAAAGAACAGAAACAUCCUUCUUAAAGAUCAUGAACUCUAUCUGCCAUCAGUUGAAAUCUUUGAUGAUGACAGAAAGUUUUCCUGCCAUGUUAUAAUGCAAUCUGGCAAAAUCCUGAAGAAUGUCACCAGAAUUAAAGUUUUUGCUAAACCAGAAAUCUUUAUGAACAUGCAGAAUAGCUCCACUGAUACCUUGGAAGAGAAAAAUUUUAGCUGUUUGGUGAAGAAUAUAUUCCCCACGGCAAAUCUCUCAUGGUAUAUAGAUGGAGAGCUUCUUCAAAAUGAAAAAGAAGGCAUAUACACUACUAUUGGAAAGAGGAAAAGUGAUGAAGGCUUUUAUGAACUAACAUCUAACUUGAAGGUUCUGAAACCUAACCAGCCAAUUCUACCCAAUAAUCUGACAGUUUGGUGCAUGACUCUGUUUCCUGUCCCUGGAAAUGAAGUGUGGAAUAUCUCAUCCAGAAAAAUAGUUUUUUCCUUCAGUUAUACGAAUACUCCAACAGAUCCAUCCAAUAUCAUAUCUACCACCUCCAUCAUUGCACCUUCUCUCAGCAGCACAGGCAGGACAGCCCACCAUUUCAAUUCCAGUGUAACCACACAAAGAUAUGCAGACCAUAGCAAAAAGGAAACAGAAUCAACCCACCAAUUCAAUUCCACUGUAACUACACAGAGUUAUCCAGGCUAUAGCAUGAAGGAAACAGAACCAACCAGUCAGUUCAAUUCCAAUGUAACUAGACAGAGCUAUCCAGACCACAGCAAGAAGGGAACAGAAGCAAAUCUGGGAAUGUUCACUUUGAGCUAUAGCUCAAGACCUUCAGAAGUAGACACAACAUUGAAUGGUACUGUGUCUAACAUACCAAAGAGUCGAAUGCCUUGGCCAGUGGUUGUGGCAGGUUUGCUUUUUAUAUGCGUUUUCCUAUUUGGUCUUGGAAUAAGAAAGUGGUGUCAGUACUGGAAGGAAAUCACAGAAAGACCACCACCAUUCAAGCCUCCACCACCACCAAUCAAGUAUGUUUGUAUUGGAGAAUCAGUUGGAGGUGAUCUGCCCUGUCAUGAGAUGGAAACUCUCUAAUCUUUCCUCUUGGGAAUUUACUGAAUAACAGUACCUGUCCUCUAUCCUAUUGAGAAGAUAAGAGAUUUGGUGUUUUGCAUUAUUCUGGCCCAUCUGUCAAACUUACACCACUGCAAAAAUGGAUGUCAGAUGUGAAUCACCUCUUUAUACAGUUUCUAACUGUGCCAUCUGCAUAUAUCUCAAAUUGAAACAGGAUGCUUGGAAAUGUCUAUAGGAUCAACGGUACUCAUUCCAAACAUUAUGAUCUUCAGAGAUUUUAUUGGCUUAAUAAGAGAUACAAUUUAAAGGAUAUAUCCUUUCAGCUUCCUACUGCAGCUGAAAAAUGUUGACAUUUUUUCAUUUUAACUGUGAUUAAUAUGACAGCAAUGUUAUAAGCAUAUGGAGACCAAGCUCGACCCUCCUAGUUUUUCUGCCAGAAUUCUGAGCUAUUUACUCACACAAUAAUCAUCUUUGAAGUUUUUCUGGUUUGCUACAAAAACUGAAAAGGAAAAAAAAGUAGAAGCAAAAAUAUCUAGCAACAAGGCAGAAUAAUGAAGUGAGGAUGGUUUCCGCAACAGCAUUCCUAGUGGCUAUUUUCAUCCCCCCAAUUGACACAGGAUGCAAAGUCAUAAAAUAUCUUUUUUUCCCUUUCCUUCUUCUUGCCCCAUUUAUCCAAAUCUUUCUUUCUUCCUCCCUCUCUCCUUCCCUCCCUUCUUUCUUGUCUCCAUUCAUUCCUUCUUUUCUUUCUUUUUUCUUCCUUCCUCCCCUUCUCUUCUUUCAUUCUUUCUUUCUUGGUUUCUUUGUUCCUUCCUUUCUUCCUUCCUUCUUUCCUUCCUUCCUUCCUUCCUACCUUCCUUUCUUUUUUCCUUUCUUUCUUAACAUAGCAGACAGGCAAAAUAAAGCCUGCUUUGGGCUUUAGAAUUAUAUUGUCCUCAAAAUCCCCAAGCAAAGAAUAGCUUUCUACUUGUCCUUAGUGCCUCAAAACACUUAAUGACUAAAUUGUCGGGUUAGCAAAUAACCAGCCUUACCCAAAUCCAGUCCAUUACAUUUCACUCAUUCCAUUUUUAAAUCCAGAGACUUUCUGUUCAUUCCAUCCACUUGUUUUGACCUAUUAUGGAACAGGUCAAAGUACUGAAACAAAUUACCCUUAAGAAAUUAACUCUUCUUUCACCACUCUUUUACUUUAUAUCUAAACCAGAAUAUUGUAUAUCAAAGAUUGCACAGGAAAUGAAGAAGAAAGUCACUGAAGUUUGCUAUUGGUUUUCCUGGGUGAUGAUGAUCUUUUUCUCCCUCACCCCUCCCAAAAAGAGGAGGAGGAACAGAUGUCAGAGAUUCACCAAAUGGUUGGUAUUUCCUGUUCGGUCUGUGGUCUGAGAAGGAAUCUUUUAGCUAAUGAUCCAUCUUUACUCUUUAGAAUUCUUAGUGAGGUGCUUAUCUCUAUAAAAAGAAUAAAAGCUAUUAUUUUCUCCUUUAAUCAUUUCUUCUUCCUUUUCUGUUUUAAAACAGCAUCAAGGGUAGCUUGUUAAAAAUGCUCUUUGUGUAAAAGCAUUUGCAUGUAAUACAGAAAUUAUCACUGACACUGAGACUGGAUUAUGACUGAAUUGCAGAAAGGUCAUCAUGCUCUUUCCUUUUGCUUCCCUCCCUUCCACCUGCUUGCUUGUUCAUUCUCUCUCUCUCUCUUUCUCUUUGCCUUCUCUCUCUCUCUGUAUCCCUCCACUCAUUUUUCUUUUUUUCUUUUAAACUGUUGUCUGAAAGUGAGCAUACAGGUAAGGAAAAUACUGUAGUACAGUUGAGAUCUUAAUAUUUUUAUUCUUCCUGUAGCCAUUUCUUUCAAUGACAUUCCUCAGGGCUAUUAAAAUGUGGUUGAUUUUUACCAAGCAACAGAAGACCAUGGGGUUUUUCCACUGCAAAGUCUUUUUAGAUGAAAACAUGUUUUUCUUCAUUGUCUGUCCUUUGUGAUACCAACCCUAAGAUAUGCCAUGGAGCCUAUACACACACAUACACAUAUACACACACGCCUUUUUUUGUACAUAAAAAUGUCACCUAAAUAUGUCAGAAUGUCCACAACUUGCAAACAGAGCUCUUCCUAAAUAGAAUAAAUUCAUCAAUGACUUACAAAGCAAGAUAAGAGGAAAGAAGGGAAAAAGGGAAAGGAUGUGCCAUCUUUAGGAGUCUGCAGAAUAAAGCAUUUAGAGCUGAAAAUGACCUUCAAGAUCAUUAAGUCCACCCUCAUUAUUUGACAGAUGAGGACAGAAGAGGAAAUUGAGUCACAGGAAAAUCAAAUGGCUUAUCCAUGUCACCAGCUAAUAAAUAUUUUAAAUAGGAUUUUAAUUCAGGUUUUCCUGAGUGGGGGUUCAAUACCUUAUCCAUUAUCCCAAAAAAUAUGACGAUUCAACCUGAACCUGUGAGCUGUUCAGAAGUUUACACAACCUUUAAAGAAUGGCAACCAUACUCUUCCUAUCACAAAAGGAAUGGAUUCAUCCUAAAUCAUAAAAAAGAAAAUCAUUCAGAAUCCCUAUUUGUCUUUUUGUCAUAUCUUCCUUAACUGAACAAAGAUGUGAAGGAAUAUUUCAAUUUAUUCACUUGGGAAGAAGUUUUUUAAAAAUAGAUGUGCAUAACACAUAAUUGGCAAGUGCAUGACCUUUGACCCAACUGUUAGGCUUGUACCCAAAGGAAAUCAAAGAAAUGGGAAAAAGUCUUAUAAAUACAAAAUAUUUUUAUCAUCUCUUUUUGUGGUGACAAAAUCCUGGAAAGUAAGGGGUAUGUCAUUCAGUUGGAGAAUGACUGAAUAAAUUCUGGUAUUUCAAUAAGAUGGAAUACUAAUGUUCUAUAAAAAUUAAGAGAAUAGAUGAUUUCAAAGACACACAGAAUGACUUAUAUGAAGUGAUACAGAAUGAAUUAAAUAGGACUAGAAGAAAAAUUUACACUAACCAUUAAUAUAAUAAAAAUAAACAUUUGUAAAGACAUUUAUAGACUGACAAGGAAAUUAAAAUAGCCAAAAGAACAAGUUAUACAAUAACAACAAUUUAAAGAAAACAAUUUUGAAAGCUAUAAAACUAUGAUUAAUAAAAUAGCCACCCAUGAUUUCAAAGAAGUCAAUGAUAAAUAUUCUAUCUCUUGAUAGAGAUGUGAGAAAUUUGAAAUAAAAAGAUAUAUCUAGUUUGUAUACAUUCAACAAGAGAAUUUAUUUUGCUUGACAGUGGAUAUUUGUUAUAUGAAAUUUAUUUUUCUUUUCUUUAAUGGAGUAUUGAGGUAGAUGGGAGACAAAAUAAAUUCUGGUUUGUUUGUUUUUUUAAAUAGAGAAGUUAUUAUUCAUAUACAAAAAAAGAACUGAUAGAGGCUGAAUGCAGAUCAAAGUAUACUUUUUUAAGCUUUCUUUAUCUUUCUCAUUUUGUUUUUGUUUUUUUUUGAUCUGUACUUUCUUUCACAAGCUGAUAUGACUAAUGUGGAAAUACGUUUUACAUGAUCUCACAUGUAUAAUCUAAAUCAAAUCCUUUGCCCUCUCAAUGAAGGGGAGGGAGAGAAUUUUAAAUUCAAAAAUUUAAAAAGGAAAACAAAGAUUAAAGAUUGUUACUACAUGUAAUUGGUAUGUUAUUAUAUAUGUAUAUAUAUAUAUUUUUUUUCAAAAACAGAGGUGUAAAUCUGGUGCUAUGAAGUAUAACAUAUACUAACAGUUGUGGUCAUACCCUUAAACCAAUUGUACUUUCCUCUGGUUUCAAAAUUCCUAAUUAGGGGUCUGUUUAAGAGACUAGGAGAAAAUUAAUCCUAUAUCACUAGUAGGCAAUCAUGGACUAAAAAUGUACAAAUGUCAGGAAGUCCCAAGCAAUUCAUCUAGCUCUUGGAAAGUAACUUAAUUGUAUAUCUCAUGAUCCUACAAAUUUUUUAUUGAAAACUCAUGUCUUCUUUAUGUUUCAUUCAUGGUGGUCUUCCUUUAAAGAGAGAGAUGGUAGCCUAGUAAUUGUAUUAGCUAAUAGUCUCUAAUCUUGACUGGUUAGAAUCUCAUAUGUUUACCUUUAAAGGGAAGAAAGGAAUUUAAUAUUUGUACCUAGCAAAAUAUUUUAAAAUUGUAAAAAAAAAAAAAAAAUUGAGAUGUAACUCUGAGCAAUAACAGUUAAAAGUGAAAGUAAAAAGUUAAAAGUUUAUUAAAAUGAAUUUUUUCUAGAAUUUCUAAUAACAAAAUUAAAGAUGUUAUUUUUAUACCAUUGUAUAAAAAGUCUAUAUUACAAGUAAUUUGGAUUUUUGUAAAUAAAAUGCUAUGCACUCCUAA